Oryctolagus cuniculus (rabbit) is the source of this 1142-nucleotide messenger RNA. The record is from RefSeq and is a predicted model, not a curated record. Lineage: Eukaryota; Metazoa; Chordata; Mammalia; Lagomorpha; Leporidae.
AGAGUCAAGAAGGACGUGGACCACGGCACCCAGCACUCAGACAUGUUCCUGCUGAAGCCCGAGGACGGGAGAGAAGGAAAGUGGACGUGGGCCCGCAUUCACCCCUCCGGAGUCAAGCCCAGCCCGAGGUCUGGCUUCUCAGUGGCUGUGGCCCCAAAUCAGCAGACGCUGCUCUUCGGGGGGGUGUGUGACGAGGAAGAGGAGGAGCGCCUGGAGGGCGACUUCUUCAAUGACCUGCACUUCUACGACGCCACCAGGAACCGCUGGUUUGCGGGGCAGCUGAAGGGCCCCAAAUCAGAGAAGAGGAAACGGAGGCGGGGCAAGAAGGAGGACCUGGCAGGGGCCUGUGAGCCGGAGAGCCGGGGAGCCAGUGCCCCGCAGCCCCUGGAGGUGGUCAGCGAGGUGGUGACCGAGGAUGGGACCGUGGUCACCAUCAAGCAGAUGGUCGCAGCCCCGGGCCCGGUGGGACAGCCCCAGGAGGAGGACGAAGAUCGGGACGGGGCUGAGGCGGCCGGCGGGCCUGAGGUCGGGCCCAGCCCACGCUCCCACGCCAUGCUGGCUGUGAAGCAUGGGCUGCUGUACCUCUACGGGGGCAUGUUUGAGGCUGGUGACCGCCAGAUCACCCUCGGGGACCUGUACUGCCUGGACCUGCACAGGAUGGAGGAGUGGAAGGUCCUGGUGGACGUGGACCCGGAAACUCAGGAGUGGCUGGAGGAGACGGACUCGGACGAGGACAGUGAGGAAGCCGAGAGUGCAGAUGGUUCGGACGAGGACGAGAACAGUGGAGAGGAAGAGGAGGAGGAAGAGCCCCCGCACUCAGAGGUGGCGACAGAGAGAAGACGCGGACAGCACGCGGCGCAACGCCCGGCGGAAGGGAGAUCGCCGGCUCCCUGCGGCGCCAGGUGAAGGCCGCCGGGCCAUGGCCCUCACCGCACAGGGCCUGUGCUGCACGCCUGGGCCGUGGCGGAAGCUGAGGAUGCAGUUAAAGGCCCCACGUGACACUGACUGAGGUGCGGCUGAGUCCCCUGGGCGUCCCGGUGUCAUCGAGGUAAAGCUGGACCUGAGGGAGCGGCACGGCUCAUCGUCCGUGCCCGGCCUGGCACAGCCAGUGUUUCUGCUCUAAUAAAAGCGGCUGAGCUGCG